GCACGCGUACAGAGUCAGUUAAAGGGAGAAAGCUCGCAGUACAAACCUCUGAAUCCUCCAGCCCUUGCCUGGGGAUCUGCUGCCUUGUUUGCCUGGGCUGGCCCAGUGGUGGCCCUGCAGUGGUGCAUGGAUCCUCUCGGAGGCUCGAGCCUCUUUCUGUGUGUGCACAUGGAGACUGGGCAUUCAGAACAAGAUCAGUUUAGGCCUGCCCUUUCCCUGGGUCUUGCUAGGGCACUAGUGAGGGUGGAGGUUGGCCCACCAUGGCUCUCCUCCAGCCCGUUCCCAGCAGGAGGCCAGCCUGUCCCCCGUCUCACCCUCUGGCUCUGUCCCUGUCCUGCAGAAAUCAUCGAAGAGUUAAUUAAGGAGGAUGGAUUCCAGCCACAAGCCCUGCCCUUCCUCUCCAAGGCGUCUGCCAAGGGCACGGCCAAGCUGGUGCCCAGGGGUUCAAACCCAGCCGUUCCCUCUGGGAUGCUGAGGCUAAUGGAGCCGACAGGACCUAGCCCACUGCAAGGCGGCUUGCCCUCCUUUGGAAGCUCCCAUCCCGCCGUGGCUCAUGUCCUGCCACUGGACUCUCAGCCUCCCCUGCUCUCGCAGAGCCUCAGUAGCCUGCAGCUGACGCCCAGGCUGGUGCCCAGGGGGACGACUCCACCCCCUGCCAGCCGGCCCAAGUGGCCUUCGCCCAUGCGCUCGCCAAAGGAGCAGUUGGAAGACAUGCUGGAGCCUCCCAGGCUGGUGAUCACCGAGCAGCCGAAGCAGCGGGGGAUGCGCUUCCGCUACGAGUGCGAGGGCAGGUCAGCAGGCAGCAUCCUGGGCGAGAGCAGCACGGAGGCCAGCAAGACCCUGCCAGCCAUCGAGCUGCUGAACUGCCAGAAGAUCCCUGAGGUGAAGGUGAUUGCGUGCCUGGUGUGGAAGGACUGGCCCUACCGCAUCCACCCUCACAGUCUCGUGGGGAAAGACUGCAACAAUGGGCUCUGUGAGGUCACCCUGAGGCCCCAGACCAACCCCAAACACAGUUUUAACAACCUUGGCAUCCAGUGCGUGAAGAAGAAGGAGAUCGAGGCAGCCAUAGAGAAGAAGCUGCAGCUAGGGAUCGAUCCAUUCAAAGCUGGCUCCCUGAAGAAUCACCAGGAGGUGGACAUGAACGUGGUGAGGAUCUGCUUCCAGGCCUCAUAUCAGGAGCCCUCAGGACAGAUCCGGCACCUCAACCCCGUCCUCUCUGAGCCCAUCUUUGACAAGAAAUCCACCAACACGUCAGAGCUGAGGAUCUGCCGGAUGAAUAAGGAGUGCGGGCCCUGCACGGGUGGGGAGGAGCUCUACUUGCUCUGCGACAAAGUCCAGAAAGAGGACAUUGCCGUGGUCUUCCGGAGGGACGCGUGGGAGAGCAAGGCGGACUUCUCGCAGGCCGACGUGCACCGUCAGAUAGCCAUUGUCUUCAAGACACCCCCGUACCAGCACCUGGACAUCCUGGAGCCGGUGGAGGUGGAAGUGUAUCUGCAGCGCCUGACAGACAGCGUCUGCAGCGAGCCCUUCCUUUUCACCUACCUGCCCAAGGACCACGACACAUAUGGGGUGCACGUGAAGAGGAAGCGGGGGAUGCCAGAUGUCCUGGAGGAGCUCUCAGCAUCAGACCCUCAUGGGAUUGAAGCCAAGAAGAGGAAGAAGAAGCCAGGCUACAUGGACCAUUUCAUCAUGCCCCAGACAGCAGGGCCUACCUCCAGGAGACCAGCUGAGACCAAGGGGCAUGGAGAGAGAAUGACAGCACCGCCCUCCCCUAAGAGUGUGGGCCCUGAGGAGUGUGGCUGCCUGGGAAUGCUCCACCUGCAACUGGAGUUCCACAUCCCAGCCUGUCCAAUUCCACCUCCGAGCAGCCUCCUCACUGUCAGCAUAUUCACUCUGCAGUUCCCCUUGCUGAACUCCCUCCAGGAGCUGAGGUGCUGGCUCGCUGGGGCAGGACCUGGCCAGAGGGGCUCUGCGUGGGCACUGUGCCCAGGUUUGACUGCAUAGGCUGCUGCAGGGGUUCACGCUUUGCACUAUAUUUAUAGGGGUUAGUUGUAGCCAGCACUUCCCUGCCAUAAAUGAGGCCACCUCAUGGCAAAGGUCGGGGGGGGGGAGGCACACGGACACUGUCUGGCCCCCAAAUCCUGGCCAGUCAGGGUGGAAGAAAUUUAAGGUCUGCUCCUGCUCCCGUUGUAGCCAAUGGCCAGGCUCCCCUGGCCAGAGUGAGGACAGCUGGGCCACUGGCUUUGCUAUUAAUAAGGGGACAGUUUGAAGAUCUUCCUGAAGGCCAUGCCUUGUGCAGGCUGGAUGCCCCGUCCGCAGCAGUCCCUGCACCUGCUGACCUGAGGAGGGUGGGACUAGAACACAGCCUCACACCUGGCCGUGCUGAGAUGCCAGCUGGAACGGAGCCGCUGGGGAACUGGGAGCCAGGACACCUAGGGUCUGUCCCCAGCUCUACCACUGACUCACUCUGUGGCCCUGGGUAGGUCACUCACCUCUCUGUGUCUGUUUCCCAAGUUGUAAAAUGAGGGUGAUGCUGCUCACCCACCACCCAGGUGUGUUGUGACAGAUGGUAAUAAAAAACAAUACUUCUCUA
Caretta caretta (loggerhead turtle) is the source of this 2593-nucleotide messenger RNA. The record is from RefSeq and is a predicted model, not a curated record. NCBI's taxonomy places the organism in Eukaryota, Metazoa, Chordata, Testudines, Cheloniidae.